AUGCCGAAUGGCAGACACGCGGUGGUCGAGUUUUCACUCACCUCCCUUGCCGAACAGCGGCACGCAGUGGUUGAGCUUUCGCUCACCCUCGGCUUUUAUUGCCAUUCCCUUCCAAUCUUCCAACCUCCCUUCUUGCUUGGGGACUUAGGGGACUACAUGAUCACCAUCGGCAUGAUCAAACAAAGAAAGACACUCGUACUCAGGUCAGAAUGCCGGAGCUCAGUGACAAGCAAGUCCCUAACCAAGAAGUCCCUCCUCGAUCGGAAACUUGGGGGACUCCUGUUUGUACCAUAUCUGACCCCUCCAGUCACAUCUUAA
Messenger RNA from Prunus armeniaca (apricot), 318 nucleotides. Lineage: Eukaryota; Viridiplantae; Streptophyta; Magnoliopsida; Rosales; Rosaceae. The record is from the annotation of a GenBank genome assembly.